UACAUGAAGCAUUUCAAAAUUCUGAAGGCGCUAUUACACUUCAAAAUGGACGUCGAAGAUAGUGAAAAUCGGAAGAAGAAACAAGGCAACGCUAUUCAGACAUGGGGCAAUGCAAUGACCAUGAAUAUAAACAAUAUGAUUCAUACGAAUAUCCUGUCAUCGCCUUAUUUUAAGACUGACCUUUUUACACUGAAAACAUAUCAUGAAGUGGUUGAUGAAAUCUAUUAUAAGGUCAGUCAUCUUGAACCGUGGGAAAAAGGAAGUAGAAAGACGUCUGGUCAAGUUGGAAUGUGUGGAGGGGUACGAGGUGUAGGAGCUGGUGGUAUUGUUUCUUCAUGCUACUGUCUGCUCUUCAAAAUGUUUACAUUGAAACUAACAAGAAAGCAACUGAAAGGAUUGAUUGAUCACUGCGAUUCCCCAUACAUUAGAGGAAUAGGGUUUAUGUACAUCAGGUAUUGCCUUCAACCAAAAGAGCUUUGGUCUUGGCUGGAACCUUAUUUAGAAGAUGAAGAGGAACUGGAUGUUAAGGCUGGUGGGGGUUGCACAAUGACAAUUGGACAACUUGUCCGUAGUUUUUUACUUAAAUUGGAAUGGUAUGGGACGCUAUUUCCUAGGAUCCCUGUGCCUGUUGAGAAAGACAUUAGAGAGAGGCUGACAGAGCUGAAUCUUUGUGAUGAUCACAAGAGGAAGGCUGAUGAAGGUUGGGGGGAGGCUGAGCGCUAUGCCAAAUCAAAACGGGAAGAAGAUGGGGAAUAUAGAACAAGGGGUGAAGCUGAUUUUGGUGAAGCUGAAAAGUAUUCAAAAAUGCAUCAUCGAAGCAGAAGUCGGGAUCGUUCUGUGCGAGAUGAACGCCCAAGGGAAGCACGUAGAAGAAGAAGUCCCAGUGUAGAAAGACCAAGUCGAAACGUAGAUAGACGAAGCAAAAGUCGCGAAAGGUCACCACGGCGGAGAAGCCCGCGUAGACGUAGCCGCAGUGCUGAACGUGCACGCCAUAGACAAAGCCGCAGUGGUGACAGGUCAAGAAGAAGUGACAGAAGAAGUCUGAGUAAAGAAAGAGUUAGAAAUAGAUUAAGAAGAAGUCGGAGUCGAGAGAAAAGAAGUCGUAGCAGAGACGCUGUUUCCAAAGAGAGGCAGGCAAAACAUGGUGAUAAGGUGCGUACGGGUAGGAGGUCAAGCAGAAGCAGAAGCAGAGACCUUGAAAGGACGCGAAGGAGUUUGAGCCGAGACAGAAGAAACCGUGGCAGAGACAUGAGAAGCCGUAGCAAAGAGAAGGCUCAUAGGAGUUACAGUAAUGAAAGGUCAAGGGAAAGUAGAGAAAGAAAGAGCUAUAGUAAGGAUAGGUACAACUCCGAGAAGAAGAUUCCCCGAGAGGAUGAUGGUUUGGAUGCACAAAAUGGUAAAGAUGUGAAUGACAGGAAAAGCACUUCCAAAGAUCGGCCAAGAUCCUCUGAAGAUGAUAACAGGAAAUUGCAGUCGAAAAGGGAAAGAGACCGAAGCUCGAGCUUAGGAAAAGACAAAAAAUCGAGAGCAGCUCAAGUUCAAGAUGGUGUUGAUGAAAAAUCGCGAAUAGAAGAUGACGAUUUAGAAGCAGGUGAAUUGCGGGAUGGGAGCGAGGUGGAAGAAGAGCGCCAUAAAAAAAGCAAAUCGAAGCAAAAGAAAAAGAAAAGCAGGCGUAAAGAAGGAGACGAAGAUGGAGACACCGGCAAAAGAAAGCACAGGCACAAGAAGACGAAGAAGAAGCACAAGGAAGACAUUCAUAUGGAAGAAGAGAGCUAGCCUGUCAAUGAUAAGCUCUUGCAACAUACUGAGAUGAAAUAAUUGUUUUUAAUGACCUGAAAAGAGGCAUCUUAUGCAUGGGUUCUUCUUGCCGGAUCCCCUUCCGUCGAUUUGCUUACAUGCUUUCGUGAGUUAUUCAAAAGGACAGAUGUCAAUUUUAUGGAGUCAGUUUUGCAAAAUGGGAUUCCUUGCAAAAAACAGUUGUUACUUUAUGAUUUUAUCUUUUACAACUACAUAUCAAGGUAGAUUUUUUCCUUUUAAAAUUGCAUUGUAUUA
Molecule: messenger RNA, 2052 nt
Organism: Rhopilema esculentum
Lineage: Eukaryota; Metazoa; Cnidaria; Scyphozoa; Rhizostomeae; Rhizostomatidae
Source: RefSeq, a predicted model, not a curated record